AUGGCGCUAAAUUUCCUCCUCAAGUUUCUCUUCCUCGCCUUCGUGCUACUUACGAACGCGGAGAAAAUUUGCAAGCACAAGAUUUGCAUGGAUAUUUCUGAGCCAAGUCAGCCACCAGAGGAGCCGCCGCCGGAGGAGCAAGAGUUCCUUUGUCCCUCGGACGAAGCGCAGUUCCUGCAGCAUCCGCACGACUGCUCCAAGUACAUCCUCUGCUUCCACCGAGUGGCGCACGUUCGCCACUGCGCUUCUGGCCUGGAGUGGCACGGCGCCAUCGAGCAGUGCAACACUCCCGACCAGGCGCAGUGCUCGCCGUCGCAGUGCCCCAUUCCGGACAAUCCCAACCAGCCCGUGUUUCUCUACAACGACAACCAGUGCGGCGCCUUCGCGCUGUGCGUCAACGGGAUGCCGCAGUGGCGCUCCUGCGCGCCCGGAUUCCACUGGGAUCGCGUGAAAAACUUGUGCACGACACCGCAGAAAGCUGGUUGCGAGGAUUUUGAAGAACCCAUAGAGCUUGAGUGCUUCCCAGACUCUCCGCUGAGAAAUCCUCAUCCGACUGAUUGUAAUCUGUACUUUUUCUGCUUUGACGAAGAGCCUGUCCUGUCCAGUUGCGCCACAGGACUCUAUUUUGACUACAUCACGAGAAGCUGCAUGUUGCCAGAGGAUGCGCUCUGCUAUGCGCAUAUCGGGAAGCUUGAAGAAAUGAAAUAUAAUUAA
Phlebotomus argentipes is the source of this 714-nucleotide messenger RNA. Its product is annotated as peritrophin-1-like. The record is from RefSeq and is a predicted model, not a curated record. Bases 1 to 714 code for a protein of 237 amino acids. Lineage: Eukaryota; Metazoa; Arthropoda; Insecta; Diptera; Psychodidae. Gene Ontology annotation, molecular function: chitin binding. Gene Ontology annotation, cellular component: extracellular region. The transcript has a single exon.